AGCGCGGAACCAGUUAUGAACCGGAUCGCGACCUGACGUGAAAAAGUGUAUCACAUCACAUAACAUUUUUCGUAUUAAUUUGGAACGUAAAUUGUGUCCCCCAUCGCGACAGGAGUUUUCACCCGGGAAAAACGAGUGCGGAGGAGUGGCGCAUAGGAGUGAACGCCAAGGAGGAGCACUCCCACACCGAAGCAUCAAACGAAUCGAACGAAACGCAUCCCACAUCCCCCGCAUGCAAUUGAUUGAUUGAGAGCACGAGACCACGAGUUCUAGGGCGAUAUGCAUUCGUCACUCAACUGGACAUCACGCGCGAUCUCGCGCGUCCUGCGCAACAGCUUCUCCACGCUCCUGGAGACGGCCACGGGAGGCGGAGGAGGGGCAGCCGCCAAGGGGGCCUCCAAGUCUGGAGCAGGAGCAGGAUCCUCGGGCGCCCCACGACCCCGUUUCGUUUCCGUCGUCUGCGGCUUUGCCAAGGACAACCUGCGACACAAGUACAAGCCGGGAAAGUACGGCGAGGACUCCUGGUUCAAGGCCUCCACAGCCAGCGCCGAUGUGAUGGGCGUGGCCGACGGCGUGGGCGGCUGGCGGAGCUAUGGCAUCGAUCCCGGGGAGUUCUCCUCGUUUCUGAUGCGCACCUGCGAGCGCCUGGUGCAGUGCAGCCACUUCAAUCCCCAGCGACCGGUCAACCUGCUGGCCUACAGCUACUGCGAGCUGAUGGAGCAGAAGAAGCCGAUCCUCGGGAGCAGCACCGCCUGCGUCCUGAUCCUCAACCGUGAGACGAGCACCGUGCACACGGCCAACAUCGGCGACAGCGGCUUCAUUGUGGUGCGGCAGGGCCAGGUGGUGCACAAGUCAGAGGAGCAGCAGCACUACUUCAACACACCCUUCCAACUGUCCCUGCCCCCGCCAGGACAUGGCCCAAAUGUCCUCAGCGACAGCCCGGAGUCGGCGGACACCAUGAGCUUCCCGGUGCGCGACGGCGACGUGAUUCUCAUUGCCACGGACGGAGUGUUCGACAACGUGCCCGAGGAUCUGAUGCUGCAGGUGCUCAGCGAGGUGGAGGGCGAACGCGAUCCCGUCAAGCUGCAGAUGACGGCCAACAGCCUGGCGCUGAUGGCCCGCACCCUGUCCCUCAACAGCGAGUUCCUCUCGCCCUUCGCCCUCAGCGCCCGGAGGAAUAACAUCCAGGCGAGGGGCGGCAAGCCGGACGACAUCACCGUCGUCCUGGCCACCGUGGCGAUGUGAGAUGCGUGGUGGUGCCCCCCUGCCCCAACCAUCCUCCCUAGUGAUUAACGUUUACUUGUAGUCCGUACGUGUUUAGUUAGCUUUAGGAGCCUGUUCCGUGGUUCUGUCUACCGUUUAAGCUGCAUGUUGAAAUUGAGAUUGUGGAUGAUGACGAGGACGACACAAAGAUGCAAUGACGCAACGACGACCCUUGACCCCAUGAAUUGUUAGUUACAUAUAUACGAGAAAACUCAUUUUCGAACAACCGACGAACUUCGACGCAUCCUGGUGAGCGACCCCCGCCUUGAUUGUAUACAUAACCCCUCGCUGUAAGUAGAGAAAUGCGAACUAUCUGCCAGAUCUGGCGAUCUCUGUCGUCAGUGGCAUUCUAAUCACCACAAACAAUAAACAAACAACCGAUUGCGAAACAAACUUCGACGCCGAGGAUUAGGAAUACGAGUCUGGGGUCCGGAUAAUGGACCCGGAAUGGAGCCGAGUCGAUUCGAGUGCAGCUAUCUGACUGAGGACUGAGGAUUAGCCGGGAUUUAACCAGGCGAACGAACUGUCUUUAAACAAUUUUUGUCGAAAUGUACUCACUGAUAUUUGCGACCCAAUAAAAUUAUUCAUUGAAAACCCA
Molecule: messenger RNA, 1861 nt
Organism: Drosophila subpulchrella
Lineage: Eukaryota; Metazoa; Arthropoda; Insecta; Diptera; Drosophilidae
Product: protein phosphatase PTC7 homolog
Exons: 1
Coding region: 280-1245 (321 amino acids)
Source: RefSeq, a predicted model, not a curated record